UUCCAGUGGAAAAUUCAGCAGCUCAAAUCACGGAAUUGCAAACUGAUUUAGGCUAUAUUUUACUAAAAGUAGCAUAGUCCCAAAAUAUGCCCCGAAAAACGUCAAAUCGGGUGUUUUUCUAGACUGAAACAGGUAUUUACAAUUUUAAUAACACCGGGAAAUUGUACUAUUCACCAUGUCUUUGUUAGGAUAAUAACGGGCAAAUCGACCCACAUGAGUAAGAUGACAAUAUUUCACCUAGAGCUAGUUCGAUUUUCCACUGGCCGAGUGACACUCGCACCUCAGUCUGUCAGUAGAAGGGACUCAGAGCAAGCGACACUCGACCGUCUCUGAAUCUGAUCGUUUGCUAGUAAUAAUUGGUCGAAGACAGGAAUAUAGACUCACAGGCUAUGACUGUCACUGUUUUUAUCGAUUGGUAAAUUGUGAGAGCAGAUCCUAACCGGCGUGCGACAGACGGUUUUGACCACUUGAUUAAUAAAGGGGAGAGAUUGGUUAGAAUCAGUGGGUUUCCCACUGCUUUCUCUUCGGGUCCUACAGGCUUUCCGUGCAGAUUCCCUCGGCAAACUUGAUCAACGAUUCUCCAAAAUUGAAAUAAACCAUGGAAUUUGACAGUGGCUGACAAACACAAAGCUGAAAAGAUAGAAGUGUGGGGCUUCUUUUUCCCGCGGGACAAGAUAAGAAUACAGAACCGCAAGACCGAGAGAAUUACACCAAGCAUUUCUAAAAACCCUCUGGUCAAGAUACGUUUUAAGCGGUUAAAGCCUCAAACCACUACAAGUGCAAAACUGACAAAACUAAGGAGUAGAUAUAUUUAUUAUUUAGAGCUUGGAUCUGUUCGGAAACUAGUAAUUACAAAUGCAAAUACACUUGAGCGCCCGCUUGAGCGCAACCUGCCAAAGCAGUUGUGUUACACAAUGUUUCUAUUCGAGCGUACUUUCCGGUAUAAACAAGUUCACUUCCGUUUCCAAGUCCCGGAUGAAAAACUGCUAAUAAAUCCUAAAUAACCUGAAAUCAUAAACUGACCCGCACAGACCUAAUUGAAUCGCGAUUGUCAGUGAUGAGUAGGACUUUAGUGCGUUGAAAUGCUUCCCGACCAACGGAUUUUUCCUCUGUGGAUAACGUACUCUUGCCUGGAAACAAUGGUUUAAACAUUCCUCCGCACUAAGCAUGGGAUGAAAUGAAAGAUAACAACCCGUUGGCGAUCCCGACAGCAUGGUGGCGAUUCGAAGAGUCAAGCGCUUGAUUCAGCUUUCGGUUCUAGCUGUUUUGCUCGUCACGUUACUAUUGUUUCUUCAGUGGAACGAAAUAUCAGACUCGGAGAAGUUCAAUCCCGUCAAAAGAGGGAAGACGUCCUUGGAUGUGGAGUAUCGAGGUCUUACGGACCCCGAGCGAGAAUUUGACGUGAAUGGAAUAUUGAAGGAUAUACAGGGAAACAAUGAUGCAGGUAAAUACAGAGCAGAAGACUGGAAAACAGCAUUUAGUGAAAAAGCCAAGCAUCAAGUUGAGAAAAAAAACAAUUUCCAUGGCAAAUGGAAAGAAACUGCAGUUAGAGAAAAGAUGGACCAUGUAGAGAAGAGGAAACUGAAACAGUUAAUGCCAAAUGAAAGCCAAACAUUAAACAUCACUACUUCCAGUACCACGACUCACGACAAUGCGACAAUUCAAGUAUUGACCACCUUGCCGACUGCAGCUGCAGUCAACAACAAGAAAGAAGGAUCACCAAGACCUACUGCACAAGGACAUGAAAAAGAAUCACACACCCUUUAUGAUCACCACAUUCAAAACAACCUUACCAGGAAAAGAUUUCCAUGGACAAAAGAGAUGCUUGGAGGUCUAAACGUUCACAUAUGGCAGGCCUGGUGUGGAAGUACAAUUCAUGACCUGCGAAGAAACAGAUUCUUCCCUUUGUACCCGGAUGUUCGCCUGACCAUAAAGAAAUUCUUCCUUCGUCAUAUGGAAACUGACUACGGACAAAGAAUAUUUGGCUACAUUCUUCCCCCUGUCUCAGGAAAAUACACUUUCGCUAUAUCUUCAGAUGACAGUUCUGAACUCUGGUUAAGCUCAGAUGAAAAUCCUUCGAAAGUCAAACUCAUUGCUUGGGUUGGAAAUCGCACUCUUCUCAGUGGCACGUUUAAAACUAAAAUCGGGCAGUUUACAAAGUACAAAACUCAGCUCUCCCGUCCUGUUUUCCUUCAUAAAGGGCAAAAAUACUUCAUUGAAGCGUUGCAUAAACAGGCCAACCUACAAGAUCACAUCUUGGUCGGAUGGAAAAUUCCAGGUUUGAAUCAUUUCAGACACUUGUCUGGUUCCUCAAUCUCGGCAGUUAUCGACGACGUCAAAGCCCCAAAAGAUGUAACUGAGUAUGCUGAAUUUAUACCGCAGGACCUUCCAAGUCAUUCUCAUUACAGAACUUCGAGAGUUACACUUGACCCGAAUUUUUUCAGAGUUGGAUCGGACGACUUGCGUGACAAGGCGCACAUGGCGAAGUUAGUGGACGAGCGUGACAUCGAGAAGAUAUUCCCUAGUUGUCCGUACAGUCCUAGUUAUUUAGUGGACUUCAAACUGAGGCGUUAUGAUGGCGUGAAGCUAAUUCACGAUACUGCGCUUUAUCCGAAUGAUUAUUCUGAUCUGAUGCACAUGAAACAAUACGACCAAUGCGUGCGACGAAGGGUCAAGGACUCACAUGGCAGCCAAGUUGGUUCUCUUCCACCUAAACUGAAGUCGAAUCGAAGUCUCUACGAGAAUGGAAGCAUCGCUGUAUUUCGUGACGGUAAAGCGUUUUUACCGUUGUCGUUCGCGAAAAGUGCGGAGGAAAGAGAGCAAGCGGAAGAACAGUUGCUUGAAACGCAAAUGGACUUGAGGGAUAUUAAGAGACUGAGUCAAGAAGUUGAAGAUUCCACUCAGUCAUCAAAGGAAGCUCAUCCUACCAAGCAGGCGCAUUCUUCACCAAACCAUAACCAAGAAAAAAUGUUUGAAAUGAAGAAAAAAGCGAAGCGGAAAAAGACGAUCACAGCUUCUAAUAAAAGAACGAAAAGGAGCUCUUCAAAGAAGGAAGAGUCCCCUGAGAAAAGUAAGGACAGGAAAGGGAGAGAUAAAGGCAGGAAUAGCAGGCCUCCACAGGCUUUACCAGUUGGAUCAAAACGGGAAGAUGUACGUGACAUCGAAACAGCUGCGCCUGGUAGAUCACAUGAUCAAGCAUCACGUGAUUUGACGACAAUCCAGUCAAAUCGAGAAGAUAGUUCAAUAGGAACUCGGCGUAAACUGUUGACCAUCGAUACUAAUAGCACUGUGGUACGCGCACCCAAUCGUGGUAUCGCAUCAAAUGGGGUCAAUCCUGCGGGGUCGUCCCGCAAUACUCUUGCAGUGAGCAGAAUCGACGACAACCUUGAGCCGAGCAGGCGUCAUAAUUUCUUUGGAUAUGGCUUGUUCAAUGCGCACCUAGAGAGAGGACAGAACUCGAGCUAUAGCAACUCACAGCAACACGGAGGACGCAUCCAGUUUUACCCCGUUGAUAAGCAAGACGAUCAAAUGACGAGGAUGAACGCGGCAAGGGAGUUCGUGCGCAAGAUGAUCUAUGCCGUGCAAAUCUACAACCAUCGUGUCAAUUCGCGCUCCCUGACCGAGGCUGUGUUCAGGAAAUUUGGAGUCAAAAUGAAGAUACCGAACAUAGUGAGGGUUCCAGAUUACAAUGGCUGGAUUUUUCAUCAGAACAGGACUAAGUGCGCCAGCGAUGGAAAUCUGCUGCUAAACACUGACGUGGCGAUAAGUGUCGUGAAUCGAUACAUGCGCGCACUGAAGAAAGCUAGUAACAGUAAAUACUCCUUGAAAGGUAUCGUGAAUGUGGAAGAAAAUCACGAUGUUAUGAAAGGAGACAGAUAUCUAAUUGAACUGGAGCUGAAUGUCGAGGGAAGAAAUUCAUCUGUUCGCUUGUCACAGUAUAUAUAUCAGAAAAUCGGCAGCACGGAAUUCUGUUUACCAAAAGCGUUUGUGUUGAAUCAACACUCCACGGUGCAUAUCAUUAUCCCAGUCAAGAACCAAGGAAAGUGGGUUCAGCAUUUUAUUGACAACAUGGUCGAGCUCUACUUAGAGACAGGCGAUCCUCAUGUAAACAUAAUCAUUGUAGACUUCAGUAGUACGGAUAUUGAUGUGUUGGCCGCUUUGAAACGAAGCCAGUUAAAAAGGUAUCAAGUAAGGAAAUUUAAAGGGGCUUUCCAGAGAGCGUAUGGUAUUCAUGCUGGUGCAGCGUUAGUCAAGAAUCCCCGUGACAUUAUUUUCAUGUGCGAUCUUCAUCUUCAAAUCCCAAGUAACAUCGUCGACAUUAUUAGAAAGCACUGUGUUCAAGGAAAGAUGGCAUUUGCACCGAUUGUUGCUCGACUUCAUUGUGGUUUCUCGCCGUCGCUUCCCUUCGGUUUUUGGGAGCUUCAAGGUUACGGGCUGUUCGCCAUGUAUAAGUCAGAUUUCACUCGAGUUGGUGGAAUGAACUACAAGGAAUUCAGGACCACGUGGGGAGGAGAAGACUGGGAACUAUUGGACAGAGUGCUCCUCUACAAAAUGGAGGUGGAGAGAUUACGUGUGCCCAAAUUUUACCACUACUAUCACUCCAAGAAAGGAAUGUGGGGAACCAGGAACAUGUUCAACUCAAACAACCGUGAUAUGUUUGGCCGCUUUGAUGACAACAGUGAAAUUAUACCGCUGUACAACGAAACGAAAGAGCGAGAAGAAGAGAAACGUUUUAUAUACUACAGAAAGUAUUCUCAUAGCAAAAGAUAGUUUAGCUGUAGUUUUUAGUAGUAGUGUACAAAUUUGAGUCAUAAAAUAGGGUAGUUUUAGUUCACAAUAUUUCUGCAUUAGUGUGAACUGCAGAAAAUUUCAUUUAGCUAGGCCAACUUAAAGACACCGGAAAUAAGAACGACUCUGGAAUUCAGUAAUUCUCCAAGUAUGAGACGAAUAAUUUGAGUUAUGCCCUUUCAACACCGCUAAAUCUUCAAUAAGCCGCUAGUAAAGUUGCCUGUAAAUGUCUGUAGAUGAUCAACAUUUAUACAGAGCAGUUUUUUCCCUUUCCUUUUACAUUUGGCAUAGUUAUUAACUUUCAUUUGGCGUGGUCAGCACCUUUUACAUGUUCUGUUCUUUUGUCAUAUUUAUUAUUUCUUUUUCAUCGGGUUAAUUGUUUUUAAUCAUGCCAAUUAGGUCGAGCUUGUUGCCCCUUAGAGUUUGGCUCUGAGUGGGUGAUUAUAAAGCCAACAUGUUAUCAAACAGUCGGGCCUUGCUAAUCUGGUGAUAAUCUGAGUUAUUAAAUGGGUGUCCCGGCAAUAAUUGUGCACGUAGUAACGAGGUGUUGACGCUGAGUAAGGUGUGGGGUUCGGUCACAUUGGUAAUAAGGUUUUAUUUGGAGGAAAAGCGAAUUAAUAAGCAUAUAUUAUAUACGAACAGAAAUUAUACAUACAUUAUAUAUGAACAGAAAUUCCAAAUGUAUAUAUAUUUUGUGACAACGGUUCGUCUGUGUUACAGACACCAGGAAAAUACCAAUUUUUUAAAGACUUCCGUCAAAGCUAAAAUAAUGACAGUUGAGCAUCGUCAUGUUGAAGAUGAAACCUGCGGAAAUUUUUUCUCAUUAAUAAUUGAGAUACUUUAAUACUGUAAUAAAUUUCUCCUAGUCUAAUUGAUAAGAUGCAGCUGGUUUCAUCCUGCCAGUUCUAUUGGAUAAAGGGAAUACUAUUUAUACAUUUAUGGUGAACAUGACAACAGGUGACUGGAUUUUUAUCUGUGAGUACAUAUCGGGGAGGGGGCGGGGGGUGGGGGGAGGAAUUGGUUAGUUACUUAUAAAAUCGAGUUUACUUCACAUGACGUACACAUUAAAACUAACAUGUAAAACUCUACUGUACAGUCGGCCAGGGAAAUUGCAGGUUUCAAUACAUCACACGAGGCUUUACAUUAAAGUGUCAAAUGGAUAUACGAAUCUUUAGGAAAUCUAUUAAAUUACGAGGUACAGUACCAAAAUGGUGACACUUUUCUAUUUAAAAAAAAAUACAGUGUGUAAUCGCGUUUGUACGCCAGGCCUGCGAGCAAGCUCUGUGUGCGGAGAAGUGAUUAGCUUAAGUACAUAGGUGGGGAGAUGUCAAGACUAUGAAAUGUCUUAGCAGGUUUACAUUACUUUUUUUAUUGUUAAGUUGAUUCUCAGAUUGUUAUUAUUAUUAUUAUUAUUAUUAUUAUUAUUAUUAUUAUUAUUAUUAUUAUUGAAAUAAAAAUGAUGGUCGUUACUUAUAAAGAAUUGCUUAUUAAACGAAUCUAUUGGUCUUCCGUUUAACAGCAA
This is a messenger RNA of Orbicella faveolata, 6310 nucleotides long. Its product is annotated as beta-1,4-N-acetylgalactosaminyltransferase 3-like. Gene Ontology annotation, cellular component: Golgi cisterna membrane. Lineage: Eukaryota; Metazoa; Cnidaria; Anthozoa; Scleractinia; Merulinidae. Gene Ontology annotation, molecular function: acetylgalactosaminyltransferase activity. The record is from RefSeq and is a predicted model, not a curated record.